Messenger RNA from Lotus japonicus, 504 nucleotides. RefSeq names its product histone H3.3-like. The record is from RefSeq and is a predicted model, not a curated record. Lineage: Eukaryota; Viridiplantae; Streptophyta; Magnoliopsida; Fabales; Fabaceae. The transcript has a single exon. Gene Ontology annotation, molecular function: structural constituent of chromatin; protein heterodimerization activity; DNA binding. The coding region runs from base 1 to 432 and encodes 143 amino acids. Gene Ontology annotation, cellular component: nucleosome.
AUGGCUCGUACUAAGCAAACUGCAAGGAAAUCCGUCUGCGGCGUGCCAAGGAAGUUUGCAACCGGCGCCCAGCCAAUGAAGUUCGCAAACACGGCUGCCCGCAAAUGUUGCCCGAUCACCGCCGGCAUCAAGAAGCCCCGCCGUUUCAGGCCUGGCACUGUUGCUCUGAGGGAGAUCCGCAAGUACCAGAAGACUACUGACCUUCUCAUCCCGAAGCUUCCAUUCCAGAGGCUGGUCAGGGAGGUUGCUCAGAACUUCAAGGCUGAUCUCCGCUUCCAGAGCGACGCUGUCGACGCCCUUCAAGAGGCCGCCGAGACGUACCUGGUUGGGUUGUUUGAGGACACAAACCUCUGCGCAAUUCAUGCCAAGAGGGUGACCAUCAUGCGGAAGGACCUUCAGCUCGCCCGUAGGAUUAGGGGUGAGAGGAAUUAGUGUCGUUUGUUGAAGAAAUUUAGGGAAACCUUUCCUGGGGUUUUUCUUAUUUUGUUAUUCGAUCUGUUUUCC